AUGGGAAUUCCUCUGAAUGAUAACACUAUACUAUAUACACUUCACUUCGCCGACGACCAGGUAAUAAUAGCUUAUGAUAAAGAAGAUCUCGAAAAAACUACGAAAGACGACUACAUGACGAGAAAACUGCAAAAGAUGAGGUUGCGAAAAUACAGAUACCUGGGUACGAAUAUAGUGGCAAAUAGUAGAUGCGAGACAGAGCUAGAAGAUAGGAUUAGAAAAGGAAGAAAAGUAAUCGAAGCCUUGAACCCUGUUCUGUGGUCGAAGAACAUUAUUUUAGAUAAAAAACAUCUCUUAUAUAACACCAUCCUAAAGAGUGUUAUGUUGUACGGGGCAGAAGUAUGGCAACUUAUUGAAAAACAUAAGAAAAAACUCUUGGCAACAGAGAUGGAUUUUUGGAGACGGACAGCAGGAAUCUCUCGGCGGGGUCGGAUCAGAAACGAAAGGAUCAGAGAAAUAAUGAAAGUGAAAAAAAUGUUACCCAACAAAUUCAAGAACAACAGCUACGUUGGUAUGGACAUAUCCAACGAAUGCCAAAGAAUAGAAUCCCUAAGCAAGUAUUCUAAUGGGUACCAGUAG
Dinoponera quadriceps is the source of this 579-nucleotide messenger RNA. RefSeq lists its product as uncharacterized. The transcript is spliced from 2 exons. The record is from RefSeq and is a predicted model, not a curated record. NCBI's taxonomy places the organism in Eukaryota, Metazoa, Arthropoda, Insecta, Hymenoptera, Formicidae. Bases 1 to 579 code for a protein of 192 amino acids.